Messenger RNA from Carassius auratus (goldfish), 1495 nucleotides. RefSeq names its product neudesin-like. The transcript has 4 exons. NCBI's taxonomy places the organism in Eukaryota, Metazoa, Chordata, Actinopteri, Cypriniformes, Cyprinidae. Bases 302 to 778 code for a protein of 158 amino acids. Gene Ontology annotation, cellular component: membrane; endomembrane system; endoplasmic reticulum. The record is from RefSeq and is a predicted model, not a curated record.
GGAGAAACAGAAACUCGCGGCUGGAAGUUUAGAAAAUUCCGAAGCAGAAGUUACAGUGUUACAAUCUAAGUCUCGGACCAAAAAUAACGAUACAUUAAAAUGUAAGACCGUUAAGUCCUCAAGCACCACUCACAGAAUCCGUUUCAAAACAAAUAAAGCAUUUACAAAUCUGAUUGUGAAAGCUGAUCCAAGAUCAGCAUAAAAUAGGCUGAAUGGAAACCAGACCCUCCUAUGACAACAAGGAAACUGCUGCCGCAGACUCGGUUCCUACAACAUAUAAACCUCAACACGACAGUCCACGAUGUUUUAUGCACAUAUUGUUGUAUUAUACAUCUUACUAAGUAUUUGUUCAACAAAUGAAAGUAAAAUAAAACACGCAUCAAAACCGGUGCGUCUGUUUACCGAGGAGGAGUUGCAAAGAUACGAUGGGAGCGAGGAAGGACAACCAAUUUACAUGGCCAUUAAAGGUGUUGUGUUUGACGUCACAGCUGGAAAAGAGUUUUAUGGAAAGGGAGCACCUUAUAAUGCCCUUGUGGGCAAAGACUCAACCAGAGCUGUGGCCAAAAUGUCCCUUGACCCAGCAGACCUCACUUAUGACACUACGGACCUCACUGAGAGUCAACUACAGUCUCUUGAGGAGAUAUUCAAGGGCACAUACAAAGUAAAAUACCCCAUCGUGGGAUACACCAGCAGACGCGUUCUCAAUGAGGACGGCAGCCCCAAUAUAGACUUCAAACCCGAAGACCAACCCAGUUUCAACAUUAAAGAUGAGUUUUGAUGCAUAUACUAAUUGUCUUCCAAUAAAGCUAUCUAAAAGUCAAAUCAAAAGUUUGAAUCAUAGUUGUUUGUGACCUUUGUCUUUACUCUUAAGUGGGCAUGUGUACAUUUGAGGUUGUCUGGUGGUCUUUCAGCCUACAAUCAUAGAAAACAUUAUGAUGCAUACUGUCCCACGUGGGUUUUUCCCCGGUGGGCUGCUUUGAAUGUCAUUCAAAGUGGCCACCUACAGGUGUGAUUAAAAAAAAAAGACAUAGGCUUAUUUGUUUGACACAUUUACAUGUAUUAAAUGAUGUUAAAUAAUCAUUUUAAAUGCUUAAGAAGUGUCUGUAAUUGUAAACGCAUGAAAUCUCUUGGUUUCUAUCACUGUACAUGAGAGGAAAGUUUGGUGAUUCACUUCAUUUAGAAAUUGAAAUUGCUUGUGGUGAGAGGUUUCAUAUUACAAAUUAAGCGUUAAAAUAUCAUUUCACAACAACAUUUUUACUCAAACGCCAGCUCAGUCAUAAUUAUAGUGUUUGUGUCUAAGCUUUAAGAAAUGCCCUCAAUGACCAGAAAUGUUUCUCGUGAAUCUGAUAGAGAGAGAUAGAGAGAGAGUUUGUUAUUUCAGCUUGUCGGACUGUCAUAUUGGUGUCAAAUAAGAAAUCUAGAUGCAAUGUGUUUAUGAAUUUCUGAAGAAACACACAGGCAGGUGUCAUCUGGUCUAAAAAAAAAGUUUAAUGUG